GAUGCCACGAUUUGCAUUUGAGUCAAUCUAUUAAUUUACAGUAAAUCAUCAUUAACCCAAAGAUCUAACAUUGUAAGUCUAUUUCUUCAAAAUGAACAUUUCAGUGAUUGUAUUUCAAUUUACUUUACUGUUAUCAGUCCAUUUAUUAGGGGCUCAAUUUUCAAUACCUUCAAUAACUUCAGAAAUAACUAAAUGGCGUGAUGUCAGGAUUGAAUUUUUUAACAAAUUUUUAAAUUCGAUCCCGAUCCCAGAAAAAGCUUCGAAGCAAGUGUUACUGCGAAAAGUAUCUGGAAAAGCUUUCAACUCUGAACUGAUUGACGCUGCAAGUCAGUUUGAGACAAUAAUUGCUUCACCACUUGGACCAAUUGCGUCUCCUUACUCACUUGACUUUGAUCUACCAUCCAACAAGAACAAUACCUAUGAUUAUGUGAUUGUUGGAGCUGGAGCUGCUGGUUCAACAGUAGCUGCUCGAUUAACAGAAGACCCUAGUGUUCGUGUCUUAGUUAUUGAAGCUGGUGGAAAGGAGAAUAACUUUAACAACAUUCCUCUAUUUGCUUUGUUACAACAGAAAACUCCAAUCGACUGGGGAUAUUAUUCUACACCUCAAACUCGAUCAGCUCAGGGUUUGAAUGAUGAUCAGAUUCCAGCGUCUCGAGGUAAAGUCGUCGGUGGCUCUACCUCUAUUAACUUCAUGUUGUAUGUUAGAGGCAAUCCAUCAGAUUAUGAUAAAUGGCAAGAAUUAGGUGCCACAGGUUGGAAUUACUCAGCUAUGGCUCCUUACUUCGUCAAAAUGGAAGAUUCAAGAGACUCGAAGAGUGACCCUGGCUACCAUGGUACUAAGGGUCCAAUGACAAUCUCAGAGCUAAACGAUCCUUUCGAAGCAGAUACAGCUCUCUUAGAAGGAGCCCGUGAAUAUGGUCUAAACAUUGGCGACUACAACGGUGCAGAUCAAAUGCGGUUCCAAUAUGGCUCGCAUUACAUUCGAGAUGGUAAGCGAUGUUCAACUGGUCGUGCUUACCUAGGACCUGCUUCUUCGCGUCCAAAUCUGGAUAUCUUUUUGUAUUCACGAGUUAAUAAAGUUAUAUUUGAUGGAAAGCGAGCGAUUGGAGUUGAGUUUACAAACAGUGAAAAAGAUUAUCAAGUCUUUGCUCGAACAAAAGUGAUCAUCUGUGCUGGUGGAAUCGCAACACCACAACUAUUGAUGUUAUCAGGCAUCGGACCGAGAGAUCAGUUGGAAAAAUUUAAUAUUUCAAUAGUUCAUGAGUCUCCAGGAGUCGGAAAUAACUUACAAGAUCAUAUAUUCACGAUUCUUUUCUUCAGGACUAAUUAUGGGACAAGUUUCGUACCCGACCGAAUCGAUGCUGCAAAAAGUUUU
Molecule: messenger RNA, 1375 nt
Organism: Tetranychus urticae (two-spotted spider mite)
Lineage: Eukaryota; Metazoa; Arthropoda; Arachnida; Trombidiformes; Tetranychidae
Source: RefSeq, a predicted model, not a curated record